Manis pentadactyla (Chinese pangolin) is the source of this 2207-nucleotide messenger RNA. Its product is annotated as parathyroid hormone 2 receptor-like. Bases 1 to 1383 code for a protein of 460 amino acids. Gene Ontology annotation, cellular component: plasma membrane. Gene Ontology annotation, biological process: adenylate cyclase-modulating G protein-coupled receptor signaling pathway; cell surface receptor signaling pathway. The record is from RefSeq and is a predicted model, not a curated record. Gene Ontology annotation, molecular function: parathyroid hormone receptor activity; peptide hormone binding; G protein-coupled peptide receptor activity. Lineage: Eukaryota; Metazoa; Chordata; Mammalia; Pholidota; Manidae. The transcript has 12 exons.
AUGGUGACUGACUGGUUCUGGAGAGUGAGUGGGAAGAAGCCUAUUUUCCUGCUGAUGACUCAUCUGUUUCCAUCUCAUUCUCCCUUUCAGGCUAAUAAGCUGGAUUCUGAUGGUACCAUUACUGUAGAGGAGCAGAUUGUCCUUGUGCUGGAAGCUAAAGUACAGUGUGAACUCAACAUCACAGCUCAGCUCCAGGAAGGAGAAGGAAAUUGUUUGCCAGAAUGGGAUGGGCUCAUCUGUUGGCCCAGAGGAAGAGCAGGGAAAACAUUAGCUGUCCCAUGCCCUCCUUAUAUUUAUGAUUUUAAUCAUAAAGGAGUUGCUUUCCGACAUUGUAACCACAAUGGAACAUGGGAUUUUAUGUACAGUUCAAAUAAAACAUGGGUUAAUUAUUCAGAUUGCCUUCGCUUUCUGCAGCCAGAUCUCAGCACAGGAAAGUGCAAGAUUGCUGUUGUAAUGUUUAUUUACUUCUUGGCUACAAACUACUAUUGGAUCUUGGUGGAAGGUCUCUACCUGCAUAGUCUAAUCUUCGUGGCAUUCUUUCCUGACACCAAAUACCUGUGGAGCUUCACCUUGAUAGGCUGGGGGUUUCCAGCAGCAUUUGUUGCAGCCUGGGCUGUGACACGAGCCACUCUGGCUGAUGCAAGAUGCUGGGAGCUUAGUGCUGGCAACAUCAGAUGGAUUUAUCAAGCCCCAAUUUUAGCAGCUAUUGGGCUGAAUUUCAUUCUGUUUCUGAAUACAGUUAGAGUUCUGGCUACCAAAAUUUGGGAGACCAAUGCAGUUGGACAUGACACGAGAAAGCAAUACAGGAAACUGGCCAAAUCAACCCUGGUCCUGGUGCUGGUCUUUGGAGUGCAUUACAUCGUGUUCGUGUGCCUGCCCCACUCCUUCCGGGGGCUCGGCUGGGAGGUCCGGAUGCACUGUGAGCUGUUCUUCAACUCCUUUCAGGGUUUCUUUGUGUCCAUCAUCUACUGCUACUGCAAUGGAGAGGUUCAGUCAGAAGUGAAGAAGAUGUGGAGCCGGUGGAACCUCUCUGUCAACUGGAAAAGGACGCCUCCGUGCAGCGGCCACAGGUACGGCUCGGUGCUCACCACCCUGACCCACAGCACCAGCAGCCAGUCGCAGGUGGCAGCCAGCACUCGCCUGGUGCUCAUCUCCAGCAAAGCGACCAAGAUGGCCAGUCGGCAGCCUGACAGCCAUGUGACUUUACCCGGUUAUGUCUGGAAUAACUCGGAGCAGGACCGCCUGCCACACUUGAUCCAUGAGGAGACCAAGGAAGGUAACGGGAGCCAGGGAGAUGAGAUUCCCUUGGAGGAGUCUUCCAGACCGUUGGAAUUUAACCCAGACCCUGAAGGAAGCAAAAGAGAAACCGAGGAUGUUCUCUGAAUGAACAUCUUUAGCUCUAAAGAGCUGGUCCUUCGGGUUGUGUGAGAGAAGCUUAGCUGGUGUUCCUGGGCUUGAGCCCCUGAGCUGAAAAUUCAGGGUUCAAGUGUGACUUCCCAGAAGUUUUCAGACUCCAUAAACUGGUUUUAUGAAAAAAGAGACAUGUCAAUGGAAUAGUUUAUUACCUUAUUUUGGCAUCAAAUGCUCUUCUAAAUUGAUCUGUGAUACUUUGUGAUUGUUCAUUUUUCUGUGCUUUUGGGUGGAAAAACUUUCAAUUGCUUGGUUCUGGUUUUCCCCCAUAGAUAUUACUCUAAGUAUGCUGGAGACCAUUUAGCAUGUGUCAUUUCCCUUUUCAGAGAUUGGUGUUCUCCUUUUCUCUUUCUUUUUUUAAUGUAUGGUACUUCUAUUGUUGCAUAUGUUUUGCCUGUGCAUAGGAGCACUUAUGGGUUGAAAAUACAUGUUGAAAGAUUAAUCUAAGAACAAGCGCACACUGGAAAAUACGUUGGCUGGACUUUUGAUGAAAUAAUAAAUUUGUGGCAAACUUGUUUCUUUCUAGACACAAGGAAAGUUACUCAAGAAAGAAUAUUGUACAUAUUCAUCCUUUCAAAUGUCCCUUCUGUGACCAGCCAAAUCUCAGGUCUUUACUCCUUUGUAAAGCUUGCCAUGUCACAAGAUUUUCUCAGUCAUGCACUUGUGCCUGCAAACUGAUUUUGUUUGUAAUCAUUUUUAUCAAUAGUAAAACCCACUGUAUCUAUGCCUUUUUCUUCUUCUAUUACUACUUUCCAAAUGGCCUUGGGGAUAAAUUAAAAGUUUAUUUUAAAAAUGCA